GCCGGAUGGUCAACCUCAAGUUUCUCAAAAAGUAUGCUGGCCAGCAACAACCCGAUAAGCUCCCAGCUCAUCAUUUCAACAGCAGGUAGGUGUCGAGGGGCAGUGGGGCCAUAUUGGGUGUCGGGGUAGGUGUGAGGUCCUCAGAUGUCAGAAUGUAUCUUGGAGGGGUAUACUUGACUUCAACAAAGGCCUCAGACCGAUAUGCCCCAGGAAGCUUAUCUCUCAACCAAGGCCAGCUACCCAUCACGGUAGGAGCAAUCCUAUAAAGCGGAACAAGAUGGGACCGAAAGAGCGGUGCGUGCCGCGGCUGGCAAAUCGUUGUGACGAGAGAGGUAUUCGUAACUGAGUCCGUAUGGCCCACCGGGCUUUAAGACACCGAAUGUAAAGUCGAGAACCCGUUUGCAUGGCCAAACAGUGAAAUACCGGGUGGGGCUUACGCGCCUCGACCGACAUGGGGUGUGGGGUGUUGGAAACAGUCGGCAUCGGCUCCGACACCGUCAACCUGAAGAGGAAACGGGGUUGUCCAAGCGGCCCGUUCUACGGGAGCACCCCGCCCAUGGAAGAGCUGUUGAAUCCAGGUGCGGGGGAAUUUGCACACCGAGCUUCGGCCACUAACGGCACCGAGUGCGUGAUGCUUAGCAAGCUCCAUUUGUCACCCAGAUGGUGUUCUCGAUAGCGCCAUAUGACGAAAUUCGCUCCCUUUUGUCAGCAACCAGGACCUUUGCGCCAAUUCGAAUGACUUCAAAAAGUGGUUUGGGCGCCUUGAACCAAGAAUCGGCAAAAUCACCCACGUCUCCACCUCUCAAAACCCUACUUUGACGACGAGCCCCUGAUACCGGCAGCCAGCAGCAAAGACAACAAUCACAGAAUAUAUACAAAAUGGGUUCUACCGACGCCAAGCUCACCUUGUACACCAACCACAGAUGCCCAUGGGCACACCGGGCUCACAUCAUCUUGGAGGAGCUCAAGGUUCCCUUUGAAGAAGUCAUCAUCGACCUUGACACCCCUCGCACACCGGAGUACUUGAAGAUCAACCCGAGAGGCCUGGUCCCUGCACUCUCUUACAACGGCGAGAUCAUCAUCGAGUCUGCUAUUGUCGCGAACUUCCUGGCGGACGCCUACCCAUCUCAUCUCCUGCCGCCCUCCAACACACCCGAGGGUGCGCUGCGCCGUGCACGUGUUGCAUUAUUUGUAGACGCCUUCAUCUCCAAGUUCAACAGCCAGCUGUUUGCCCUCUACACGGCGGAGGGCGAGGCUGCGAGAGCCGAGAUCGUAGACAAGGCCGUCGCCGCCCUUGUGAAGGAAGUUGAGCCAUUGCUUGCAGACGCCAGCCCUUAUUUCGGUGGCAGUGACAAGCUCACACAGGCUGAGGUUUUGACUGGGUCAUUCGUCGUCCGUCACAAGAGCUUGUCCAAGACGGAUCUCUACCCCUCCAACCUGUGGCCAUCGAUUGUCGAGAAGGCUCCCAACUUUGCCAAAUGGGCCGAAGUUGUCGCUGUACACCCGAGCGUGACUUCCAUCUUUAAGGAGCAAGAGAUCAUUGACGGGACCCGGGCCAGGAUUGCGAAGCUCAAGGCUCAGAAGCAACAGUAA
Podospora bellae-mahoneyi is the source of this 1593-nucleotide messenger RNA. RefSeq lists its product as uncharacterized. The record is from RefSeq and is a predicted model, not a curated record. Bases 880 to 1593 code for a protein of 237 amino acids. Lineage: Eukaryota; Fungi; Ascomycota; Sordariomycetes; Sordariales; Podosporaceae. Gene Ontology annotation, cellular component: cytoplasm. The transcript is spliced from 2 exons.